Molecule: messenger RNA, 2641 nt
Organism: Drosophila bipectinata
Lineage: Eukaryota; Metazoa; Arthropoda; Insecta; Diptera; Drosophilidae
Gene: Cerk
Product: Ceramide kinase
Biological process (GO): ceramide metabolic process; phosphorylation
Molecular function (GO): ceramide kinase activity
Source: RefSeq, a predicted model, not a curated record
UAAUUUAAAAAAUAUUUUCCGCCCCGGCGAUAUAACGGGACAACGUUCCUGUUUUUAACGUUUGAAUGCGUCAGUAUUAUUGUUUGUGUAAGUGCAAGUGUGCAAAACUGCAAUGCGUAUCCGUAUCGAAAUUUCUUGAUUUCCCAAUGAACUAAUAAAAAACGAGACUACGUCGCCAAAUCACCAGUUCUUGUAUGGAUAAACGGGCAUACCAGUCUAGUAGUGCCGACAAAGCCGACAACGUUGCCGGGGAAGACGACGGCCAGUCAAGAUGACGCAGACCAAGCAGCCAGCAGGAGGGUCGUCCACCUCCGCCGCCAACUUUAACUCCAACUCCUCCGCAAGUGUCUCUAAGCUGGCCCCCUGCCCUUCCUCCGCCCACGACGUUCUGCUGAACAACUUUCAGCUGAAGAAGAAGAGCUACCGGGUGCUCCUCCAUGGACAGCAGUUGGUGUGGGAACGCCUUCAGAAGAUCAAGCCGUCGAGCAACGAAAUCAAAGCUCCUCUGCCGCCGGAUGCGACAUCUGAGGGCGUCUGUUCCUAUGGCCCUCAGAGUCAUGUCCUUCACCUGGACGAUGUGGUCAGUGUGAAGAGUGGAGAAACCAAGUUGGCUUCGCUGCAACCACCUCCGCCGCCAAGCUCCGAGACCAGUUCCCGGUCCAGCAGCAGCAGUGGAGUGGCCAUGAAGCCGACCUGUCAGUACCUGACUGUCAACUAUGCCUUACGAUUGAGCAAGUCCCAGACGGACUGCAACCGCUGGGAGCUCCGGCGGCUCACCUUCUUCAAUUCGGAUCCCUAUAUUGUGCGUCAAUGGGAUGAGGAGCUCCAGGCCAGACUGUACAGCAGUUCGCCCACCAGGAUGCGAGUCCGUCGCCUCUUGGUGUUCAUAAACCCUUACGGAGGACGCAAGGCGGGAGCACAGACCUACGAACGCCAUGUGAGGCCCAUAUUCCAACUGGCAGGGGUGGAUGCCACCUGCAUCACCACCCAGAGGGCGAACCAAGUGAGAGACAUCCUCCUGAGCCACGAUCUGGGAGUGUACGAUGCUGUCUGUUGCGUGGGAGGUGAUGGCACCGUUGCGGAGGUGAUCAAUGGUCUGUUGUUCCGAAGGAUGCGGGAGCUGGGACUGGACGAGCAGAGUCCCCCUUACAUUCCAAGGCCGGCGCUGCCAGUGGGCGUCAUCCCCGCCGGCAGCACCGACACCAUAGCCUACAGCAUGCAUGGCACGGCGGAUGUCCGAACGGCGGCCAUCCAUGUGAUCCUGGGCCAGCACCGCGGACUGGAUGUGUGCAGCGUCAGCAAUGGCCAGUCCCUUUUAAGAUUCUGCGCUAGUGUUCUCAGCUACGGCUACCUCGGCGACGUGGCUGCCCAAAGCGAAAACUAUCGCUGGAUGGGACCCAGACGGUACGAAUACAGUGGCGUCAAGGCUUUUCUCAGCAAUCGGGGAUACGAAGCGGAACUGCGAAUGCUAGAGGAGCCGGAUCUCCUGCUGACCACCCCGAUGCAGGAGGAGGUGCCGCAGAGUCCGGACAGUGUGUGCUCGCUGGGCGAGUCACUACCUUCCGUCUGCUAUGCCAAUUGCCAGCGCUGCAGUUUUGCGAGCAGUAUCCAGGAGCAGAGGUCCUCGCAGCUCAUUCAAGAGGAGUCCAGGCAUACGGAGAAGGUAGAGCGCGAGGAACCGGAGCUGGGGGAUCCCUAUCUAACCCCCAGCGAGGCAGCCCUGCUGAAACCUCGUAUUCGGCCGGGAAACCUUCAACUGCCCACAGGCUCCAUCUCAUCGAUGAGAAACUUCGGCAACGAGCAAUGGAAAGUGGUGCGGGGUAACUUCUUCAUGAUUUGCGGGGCAAACAUUACCUGUGCCUGUGCCAGGAGUCCCAACGGCAUCUCGCGAUACAGCCACCUGGGAGAUGGCUGUCUGGAUCUGAUUUUGGUCAAGAAGACCAAUCUGCUCAAUAAUAUACGCUUUCUACUCAACACGGCUGGUAGAAGCGGUGAUAUACGCAAUUUACCUUUUGUGGAGGUCUAUAGGACUAGGAAAUUCCAGUUCAGAACCUUGGCUGCAGCGGGAGAAGAGGACUAUAGCCUGGCAGGCUCUUGCCAACCCAUAUCCCCACCCGGAGAAUUGGGCAAUCCAUCCUCUUCUGCAGAGUUCUCUAGCUGGAACUGUGAUGGCGAAGUGGUCACCGACCUGGAUAUAACUAUGAGAUCCCAUUGUCAGCUUAUUGAAGUCUUCAUGAGAGGACCCCAUUCCUACAGUAAGCCGCUCAAGGGAGGAUCCACUCCGACUACGCCAGCCAGUUCCAGCGACAAUGUCUACUGCUGCUGCAAGGAUUAGAAGCUUUAACCACUUAGAAUUAGCAUCAACCGUUGGCCGUGACAAGUAACUUGUAGUUUUGUGUAGGGUAUUCAUAUUCGUAUUUUUAUCGUGUUUAAGGCCGGGUUGUCCCCGCCAUUGUUUUUAGAAUAGCUCAACCAAGCAACUGAUAUUAUCGACUGUAUUAUGGCAUCUGAAAGAUGCGCAAGGCAAACCGAAACAUUCCAUCUCGGAAGGCGUGCAUUAUUCGCAUAAAUUUACAUACCUUAAAAUAUAUAUUGUGUAAUGGUAUUUCGCCAAUAAAGAGUAUGUCUAAAUGUUUUAAAA